AUAUAGUGAAUGCAGGGUCCGGGGAGACCGGAUAUAGUGAAUGCAGGGUCCGGGGAGACCGGAUAUAUAGUGAAUGCAGGGUCCGGGAGAAUGCAGGGUCGGGGAGAUAUAUAGUGAAUGCAGGGUCCGGGGAGAGCAGGAUAUAGUGAAUGCAGGGUCCGGGGAGACCGGAUAUAGUGAAUGCAGGGUCCGGGGAGACCGGAUAUAGUGAAUGCAGGGGUCCGGGGAGAGCGGAUAUAGUGAAUGCGGGGUCCGGGGAGAGCGGAUAUAGUGAAUGCGGGGUCCGGGGAGAGCGGAUAUAGUGAAUGCGGGGUCCGGGGAGACCG
This is a messenger RNA of Staurois parvus, 326 nucleotides long. The record is from the annotation of a GenBank genome assembly. NCBI's taxonomy places the organism in Eukaryota, Metazoa, Chordata, Amphibia, Anura, Ranidae.